AUGGAGCUUGAGCCCGCCGGCCAUGCUUUUCCCCGGCAAGAAUCACAAGCGUCCAGGGCGUCCAGUAACAGCCCUGAGCGCUUAGCCAGACUGUACAGCAAUCUGGAUCCAGCGCUGGUUCGGUCCGUUCCACUGAGCGCUUGCUUGGCGAGCUGGGGACGCCCUUUUCGGAACGAAUAUGAGGGCAUGUUCUCCAUCGACCAGUCGGAGGAUAGUUUCAGCCAAAAGACUGACCAGAUCGACAAUUUUCUGAGCCACGAUUGGGGUACCAGCCGGUUCCUCAAGGUGAUCACCCUACUUUGGAUGUUCAACGUCAAAGCCGCCACGAUUGCAACCUUUGUGAUGAGUUGCAUCAUUGGCUGCCUCCGCAUCAUUUGCAAGCUCGAAAUAUUGGACCAUUGGCACUCCACCUUCUUCGGCUACGCGACAUUCGUGAUUGUUCUCUGCUGGUGGCAAAGAAUUCAAUCUCUUUUUGGCUUCAGGCGCAUGGUUUUCCUGGAUAAGCUGUGCAUCGCCCAGCACGAUGCGGAGCUGAAACAGCAGGGAAUCCUAGGAUUAGCCGGCUUCCUAGAGAAGUCGAACAAGCUCACGGUCUUGUGGACGCCACGUUGGGCAACCCGCCUUUGGUGCACGUACGAGCUGGCAGCAUUUAUGCAGCAGGGGGCGGACAGGCCGAUCGAGCUCAUGCCGGUGAAGCUGGCCAGCAUUCUGCUGAUGCAGUGUGCUUGCUGGAGUGCGAUCUCGAUUGCGCACUCUAUUGUGGCCUAUGGUUUUAACAGUGACCAGGGCCAGCAAGGCCGUGGGGAGUAA
Molecule: messenger RNA, 810 nt
Organism: Symbiodinium necroappetens
Lineage: Eukaryota; Dinophyceae; Suessiales; Symbiodiniaceae
Source: the annotation of a GenBank genome assembly